Molecule: messenger RNA, 925 nt
Organism: Aspergillus alliaceus
Lineage: Eukaryota; Fungi; Ascomycota; Eurotiomycetes; Eurotiales; Aspergillaceae
Exons: 1
Coding region: 291-809 (172 amino acids)
Source: RefSeq, a predicted model, not a curated record
GAAAUUAAAAAAAUCACUGAAAAAUCAUAUUCCAAAUGAAAAUAUCAAUCCAUCAAUCAGAGUUGUUCAUACGUAAGCGGGGAUGUUUGAGUUAUCAGGAUAUACAAUAUAUCGACGAGAGAGUAAGAUUGUUAUCGUGCCACUCGGAAGAUGGGAAGCAACCCCGUGACGAGGACAGAGGAUGCUGUUCCCUGUUUGCCUUUUUUGUUUGAAAGGGAAGUCCAGUGACUUGGAUUAUAGUGGAACCCGACAAUUCCCUAUAGAGAGGGGAGGGGGAGAGAGUCCAGUCUAUGGAAUCAGUCAGAUGGCCGGAGUACCAUGGACACCCAGCCAACCCCACGUUUCUUUUUAGUAUCUUUUUCCCCCUCCAAGGUAUAGUAUUCGGGGUUUGCGCUGUCAAUCUUGUCAUCGUCGAGAUUCUUCGACUAAUGACCCCUUCAGUUUACUCUCUUAAGAUAGCACAUUAUGCAGCUAUAAGAAAAAACCGGAUAUACCUACAUAUAUAUAUAUAUAUAUAUCCAUACAUAAUAUUGGAAAAGACCAGUCCAAAACCUGAAGACGUCACACUUGAGUUUCUUUUGCCCCAGACGAUAUCCACAUCCCCUGAUUGGCUCCCGGGCACGGGAUGCCUCGGAGACAUCGAUGAACUCUCGACCAUAUUCUUGCGCCUUCCUCUUUUCAAAUCCUUCGUCGCAGACUCGCCGAUCCUCACCGAACUGCUAUCCAACCCCAGAUGCGCCGCGAGCUUUCAGGGGUUUUCUUUCUUUAGGAAGAUCUUGACCAUUCCCCUUUCGCCGGAAUUCGGAUGAUUCUUUCCCUUGUGCCGACCUCCACUCAGGUCCUAUCUAUACCAUACACACCCUCUCGAACCCUGUCGUCGCCGCGGGGAACCGCCCUUGGCUACAGAUACAAAUACAUACAACAA